Messenger RNA from Drosophila subpulchrella, 3495 nucleotides. It is a transcript of the gene CCKLR-17D1, whose product is annotated as gastrin/cholecystokinin type B receptor. Gene Ontology annotation, biological process: neuropeptide signaling pathway. Gene Ontology annotation, cellular component: membrane. Gene Ontology annotation, molecular function: neuropeptide receptor activity. The record is from RefSeq and is a predicted model, not a curated record. Lineage: Eukaryota; Metazoa; Arthropoda; Insecta; Diptera; Drosophilidae.
AUGACAAUAUCAACAAGUCCCUUGGCAACAUGUUGCCGCGCCUGUGGUGAAUUGAGCCGCGGUCCUUCGGCAGCAUGUUGCGGUCGCCUGGCGCCGGCUGGUGGCCACAAAAAGCGCCGACGACCGUGUCAGUGCUUCGCGAAGAUUGCGAGGCGCGACACACACUGCGGAACGCGAACUCCGUACUGCCGGGCCACAUCCUUUUCCGACCUGCCCCGUUUUUUGUUGCGUGAAGUUGACGAAGUGCCGACAGUGCUAGUGCGAUUGCGACUGCGAGUGCGAUUCAGGGAUCAGAGACGAGAACCCUUCGGCCUCACGAUUGACGCCUUCUAUCGCUUCCUCCGCCAGGCGCUGCCGCUGGCCAGGGAGGCAGUGAUCCACCUGAAUGGCAGCCUUGGGACUCCCGCCUCCGUCGCCGGGGUGACCAUAAGCGGGGCCCCCGGCGAUCUCUUCAACUACAGCGGCCUGGAACUGGACCUCGGCCUGGAUCUAGACCUGGGCCCGACCAGCCCCAGCACGUUGGCGCCCACGCAGACCAUCAGGCCACCGGCGAACCGGAGCGUGGUGCGCGUCAGUGCCGAUGUGCCCAUCUGGGUGGUGCCCUGCUACUCGGCCAUCCUGCUGUGCGCCGUGGUUGGGAACCUGCUGGUGGUGCUCACCCUGGUCCAGAACCGUCGCAUGCGCACCAUAACCAACGUUUUCCUGCUCAACCUGGCCAUUUCGGACAUCCUGCUCGGCGUGUUCUGCAUGCCGGUGACCCUGGUCGGAACCCUGCUGCGGCACUUCAUCUUCGGCGAGCUGCUCUGCAAGCUCAUCCAGUUUGCACAGGCUGCCUCCGUGGCUGUUUCCUCGUGGACACUGGUGGCCAUAUCCUGCGAGCGCUACUACGCCAUCUGCCAUCCGCUGAGGUCGCGCACCUGGCAGACGAUCAACCACGCCAACAAGAUCAUCGCCAUCAUUUGGCUGGGCAGUCUGGUGUGCAUGACGCCCAUUGCCGCCUUCAGCCAGCUGAUGCCGACCAGCCGCCCAGGACUGCGCAAGUGCCGGGAGCAAUGGCCGGCGGACAGCCUCAACUACGAGCGGGCCUACAACCUGUUCCUGGACCUGGCCCUCCUGGUGCUGCCCCUGCUGGCCCUGAGCUUCACCUACCUCUUCAUCACUCGCACUCUGUACGUGAGCAUGCGCAACGAGCGGGCCAUGAACUUUGGCAGCAGCGGGCCGGAGGUGCCCUCCGCCUCCGCCUCGGGACCCGGCAGCCAACGGCGGGCCAACGGGGGCCACUGCCAGUCUCUCGACACGAUUGUGACCCACCAGCACAAUCCGCACCACCAGCAGCACUCCCAGUCCUACUACUAUGCGGAUUACACCCACUGUGGCAACAAGCGCAGGCUGAUCGGAGGAGGAGCUCCCUGCGAAGGACGAAGGCAUCUCUACUGCAUGCGCAGUGCCUCCGUGAAGUCCUUGCGCCAUCAGCAGAUUAACGGAGGCAGUGGAGCAGCUGCCAUGACCGGAACCGGAAACGCCGACUGCUGCAGUCGGGUCCACAGGAUGCGCCACCAGAUGCAGCCCCAACAACAGGGCUACAUGAGCGACAACGAAUCCCGGCGGAAAUCCUUAUCCCAACCGAGUCUGCGGAUCACGGAGGCGGGCCUGCGAAGGUCGAACGAAAGCAAGAGUUUGGAGAGCAAGAAGCGGGUGGUCAAGAUGCUGUUCGUCCUGGUGCUGGAGUUCUUUAUCUGCUGGACGCCGCUGUACGUUAUCAACACGAUGACCAUGCUCCUGGGGCCGGCGGUGUACGAGUACGUGGACUACACGGCCAUCAGUUUCCUCCAGCUGCUGGCCUACUCCUCCAGCUGCUGCAAUCCGAUCACCUACUGCUUCAUGAACGCCAGCUUCCGGCGCGCCUUCGUGGACACCUUCAAGGGGAUGCGGGUGUGCGAGCGCCUGUGCGCUCCCUGCUGCUUCUGGCGCCGGCGAUCCAAGAACGAGGCAAACCUGUCCGUGGCCGGCAACUCCAUUGCGCUGGCCAACUCGGUCAUGUCCAGCCACACGAUCCUGGAGAGCCCACGUCUCUGAGCCAGCCGCCGGCGUCAGCAACUGGCGGAGACGGAGUCACUGUAGUGCACCAAAGAGUUUGGAUCGGGUGCGCCAAUUUGUGAUGAUGCAAUGUAACGCAAUAGAAACUGUGGUUGUCGACGAUUCCACCGCGUUCUGAAUGUGUGUGGAUGUGGCCGGAUGUUGUUGGGGUGCCGGGAGUAGGUCCCGGGCGAAGAACCAUGGCGUUUUCCCCUCCCAAAUGCUCUUAGGAUUACCAAAUAGUCUUAUAAUAUAUGAGUGUGCGUUUAGAGUUGCGCUAAUGCGAGUUAUUCAGUGUGAGUUAUUAGACUUUAACCUCGCGUUUCCGGUUCUUACACCUCUAAGGUCAGAGAAUGGAACGAGGAAUCAAAUUUACAUAGGCAUUAAAGAUUAACCAAAGUAUAUGUGUUUUAGAGUGGGCACAAUGGUUUUAAAGUUGAUCAAUUAUUAUUUAAAAUCUUAUAUUUUUACUAAGGCAAAUACAAAAUUAAUUAUAUACUUCUUUUUUUAUACAAAAAGUUUUCGAAAUGUAAUUAUUUAAAGACAUCCGCGUAUUCUUCAUGGAAGAAUGGCCUAAGACAUGUCUUUCUUAAGAGAUAUAAUAGAAUAAAGAAUAAAUAUACAAACUUUAGAAAUUAAUUUGAAUUUUCUUGAUCGGUAUUUUGUUGAGUAUUUGAAAAAUAAAGGUCUUCUUAUGACCUUUUCAAAAUAAUAAAAGACUCAGACUAGUUUUUAUGGUUGACUUUUAUUUUUAAAGUUUUUUUUUAAGAGUUUUUUCUGUGUAAUAUAAAAAUGUUCUUAUCAUAUAAAAGUGGUUUCUGGAUGUAAAUAAAAAUAAAAAAUAAGUUUACUUUUAUUUUAAUUGUGAUAACUGUUACAGUCGCUGGUAUUUAGAAAUGGUAAUUUUAAUUUUAGGCGUCAAAUGUAGAUGUUUACCAACGCUUUCAGACCAUUGUGCUACUCCUACAACGUAAUCUUUUUUUUCGAACAUUUCCUUAUACAUCUAAAGUAGAAGUUCCGCUGUGCAGUGGAAGGUUUCAGCGAAUCAAGAAGCAUUUGACAGUAGGCUGAAUUUACAGGGUAGACAGGGAACCCUCUAACGGGAUUCCUCUCAUUCAAAUAAGGUUGUCAGACGGAGCUUAUGGAGUGCUAGCCACUUCGAGGUCCAAAAAUAAUGUAAGACACCCGGACCCGAAUCGAAAUCAAAGUGGGUCGGCGGGGGCCAAAAAUCCAAUUUUAUGUAGAUUAAUGGAUUUUUGGCAAAACAACUAAAUAUUAACACUCAAACAUUUCACUUUAGCUCCCACACACUUCAACGAACUUGGCAAUUGCAAUUAUUAUUAUGGUAUUUAUAGAUGUAUAAAUCUCAGUGUUUUUAUGUAAAUAAGAUUAAAUCAAACCAAAUAAAUCGACAUCUAA